GUUUAUUCUACUGUCACAGUGUUAGCAUCCAAAUUUCUAGAAAAGUCGGCAUUUUUUUUGCAUUUUCUGCAACUUUUCGUGCGAACAGCGUGUUUCAACAAGUCACUCCCAAAGGAUCCAAAUCGAUUGAUAUAGAUCGCCAGAAUAAAGAAUGGACCAGCAGGUGAAUGAACUCAAGGAAAAGGGCAACACGGCCCUGAAUGCCGAAAAAUUCGACGAGGCUGUUGCAGCCUACACAGAAGCCAUUGCCCUGGACAGCCAAAACUAUGUUCUGUUCAGCAACCGCUCGGCCGCCUACGCCAAGGCCGGGAAAUUCGCUGAGGCAUUGAAGGACGCCGAGCAGACCAUCGCCCUGAAUCCCUUCUGGCCGAAGGGAUACUCGCGCAAGGGCGCCGCCGCAGUUGGCCUGCAUGACUUUAUGAAGGCCUUCGAUGCCUACAACGAGGGCCUCAUGUACGAUCCCACAAAUGCAAUUUUGCUGCAGGGCCGUCAAGAGAUCACCGCCUCAGUGCUCAGCCAUAUGCAGUCGCAGGGCGUCAUUCCCAUGGACGUUGAUCCACAUAUGCCGCGGGCACGUCGGGCACCAUCGCCAACGCGCCGAUCGAACGAGCCGGCAAAGCCAGCCGAGCCGCGGGUGGAGGACAUGAGCGAGGAAGAGAAGAAGAAGUACUUUGCCAAGCAGGAGAAAGAGCUGGGAAAUGCGGCAUACAAGAAGAAGGAAUUCGACGUUGCUCUGAAGCACUACAAUGCGGCCAUCGAGCAUGAUCCCACGGACAUUACGUUCUACAACAACAUUGCUGCGGUGUACUUUGAGCGGAAGGAGUACGAGGAGUGCAUCAAGCAAUGCGAGAAGGGCAUCGAGGUGGGCCGCGAGAACCGCGCUGACUUUAAAUUGAUUGCCAAAUCGUUUGCCCGCAUCGGCAACACCUACCGCAAGAUGGAGAACUACAAGCAGGCCAAGAUCUACUUUGAGAAGGCCAUGUCCGAGCACCGGACGCCGGAGAUCAAGACAUCGCUCAGCGAGAUGGAGACCAAGAUCAAGGAGCAGGAGCGCACGGCCUACAUCAAUCCCGAGAAGGCCGAGGAGGAGAAGGAGCAGGGCAAUCACUACUUCAAGAAGGGUGACUAUAGUAACGCCGUCAAGCACUACUCGGAGGCCAUAAGGCGCAAUCCCGAUGAUCCCAAGCUGUACAGUAAUCGUGCUGCCUGCUACACGAAGCUGGCCGCCUUUGAUUUGGGCCUCAAGGAUUGCGAGACUUGCAUCAAGCUGGACGAGAAGUUCAUCAAGGGGUACAUUCGCAAGGGUAAAAUUCUGCAGGGCAUGCAGCAGGCCUCGAAGGCAUCGGCUGCCUACCAGAAGGCGCUGGAGCUGGAUCCCAACAAUGCCGAGGCCAUAGAGGGCUAUCGCCAGAGCUCCAUGAACUUCCAACGCAAUCCCCAGGAGGUGCUCAAGAAUGCCAUGUCGGAUCCCGAGAUCCAGCAAAUCCUCAAAGACCCGGCCAUGCGCAUGAUCCUCGAACAGAUGCAGAACGAUCCAAAUGCUGUGAAAGAACACUUGCAGAAUCCUGCGAUUGCCGAUAAGAUAAUGAAACUGCUGGAAUCGGGCAUCAUUCAGAUACACUAGGCACUCCAUAUACAUACACAAAACACACAGAAAACAUAUUGAUAAACAUUCAGGAGAAGAAAAGAAACCAAUAAUACGCAUUAUACGAACUUUAUUGCACCAUUAUGGCGCAAGCCUCUUAACUAAACUAUCGUUUAUCAAUUUAUAAAGAAGGGGGCAAACACAACAACAACAAUUAACGCUAAACAUUACCUUAGAAAUCGAAACGCCUAAAACGCAGAUCGACUAUAACUACAACUAACUA
Messenger RNA from Drosophila guanche, 1868 nucleotides. It is a transcript of the gene Stip1, whose product is annotated as stress-induced-phosphoprotein 1. Lineage: Eukaryota; Metazoa; Arthropoda; Insecta; Diptera; Drosophilidae. The record is from RefSeq and is a predicted model, not a curated record. Gene Ontology annotation, molecular function: Hsp90 protein binding. The coding region runs from base 152 to 1624 and encodes 490 amino acids. The transcript has 4 exons.